Manihot esculenta (cassava) is the source of this 2085-nucleotide messenger RNA. RefSeq lists its product as uncharacterized. The coding region runs from base 176 to 1576 and encodes 466 amino acids. NCBI's taxonomy places the organism in Eukaryota, Viridiplantae, Streptophyta, Magnoliopsida, Malpighiales, Euphorbiaceae. The transcript has 8 exons. The record is from RefSeq and is a predicted model, not a curated record.
AGAGAAUGGAGCCAAAAAGAGAAAAGAGCAGAAGACACGUGUCAAAUACCCAACUAGGAGACUAACGCUCUCCUUCCUUCCAUGUUUUCAGCUUUCCCUCUCAAACAAGCUUUCAAAUUUAAUACAGCAUCCCUGCGAUCACGCUCUUCUGUUCUCUUCCUUCUCUCUUCUCGCCAUGGAAGAAGCCGACCACCACUUUGACUUUUCCUCCGGCUCGCUUCAUCUGGCUUCUACUCAUCCUCCUCCUUUAGUCUCUCUCUCCCCUUUCUCUCCCAUCCCUUCCCCCUCCUCGCGCAGGCUUUCCACUCACUUCACUCCUAGUUGCUCAGUCACCUCGGCUCGAAGGCUGGCUCGGGUCUCUCUCCAGGGACGGAUUCUUAAUGCUGAGGAAGCCAGCUCGGCUAAAGCCAUUGGGGGUGACUUGAGCCGAGAGCAAAUUGUAGCCUGGGAGCUGUUUAGCCCCAUUCAGAGGUUCCUCAUUGUAGCCGUGAUCAGAGUAGCCGUUGCGAAGUCUAAAAAGAAUAAGCUAAUUUCACAGCUCAAAAAAUCUGUGGCGCUUAGGGAUCAGGUGCUAUCAAGCAUGCAGCAGAAGCUCGAUGAUCUAUGCGAGCAGGUGAGCAGCAUUAAGAACAAUGCAGUAUCAGAGGCCAAUGCGUCGUUAAACAACAAUGUAGAAUCACCAUCUGUUGAUGCUUUUGGCUGUGAUACAAUUAAAUUUAUCGACUGUAGUUGUUGGCAUUGUGAUCGUCACCAAAACCUUUUUGCUGGUUUAAUGGGCAACUAUGCUAUGAAACUGUGCAAAGAGCAUGAAGUAUUGCAGUAUAAGAUUCCUUCAAUAAAUGAGGUGGAACAAGAGGAACGGCGCAUGUCAGAUUUGUCAGAUUGGGCUUCAAGUGUUACUUCAACAGCAGAUAUCCAGAUGAACAGAUGCACAAUAGACCAAGAUAUCUUCAACCUAAAGAGAGAGUGUGAUGAGAAGGAUGCCACCAUAAAGGAGCUGGUUACAACUCUUCAGUCAACUGAAAAUGCACGCUCAAAGAAAACUGCAGCAUUGGAAGAUAGUAUACGCAGGAAGAACACAAUGAUUAUGAAACUUAAGAAGGACAUGAUUGUAUUGGAACAAAAGGUGGUGCACCUUACAAGGCUCCAUAGAACAUCCUCCGCUCCGCCUAACUUGAGCAGUAAGGAAGUACCACUUUUGCUGGACAACAUAGUUUAUGAUAUGGACAGUAGUACCAGCCCUUCCUCUUCUGAUUCAGAUUCUUCUCCUUUGAACUGGGCACAAGCUUCACUUACUAAAAAUCAGGAUAUGCCUCUUAAAAGUAAAGAUCUUGCUCCAACAAGAAAGCAGACAUCAGCAUCAGCAAAGAACAUGAAUUCUUUGGCGAGAUUAAAUGAACGGCAAACUAAGUCUAGACCAGGAAGUCCUCUUAAAGAAAUACCAACAAAUCAAAAGCCUAGUAAACUCUCUUCUUUAAGGCAAAAGGAAUUGUCAGCUAGUGGUGAAUUUAAGAAGAUUAGAAGGCAAACCCAAACUUCAUCUACUGAUGCAGCCCCAAAAAAAAGAUGGGUCUAGUAUACGUGGUACACAUUUGUGUGCACUGUGGAGGAUAUGGGGUGUAGGUGUGGCAAUUUCAGGGAGAAUGCCUAUUGUCAUACUUAUGUUCAGGCCACUCCUACUUCAUCUGGGUUCAAGAGUCAUAUUCCUGUUAUAUCAUAUUGCGGGUAGUUAAAUUCGUAGAAUUGCAGAAAUCUACAGUUCAUUGUUUUGGCUAGUUCUGAACGAAGUCUUCACGUUUAUCAGGGUUUUUUGGGGUUUUGGUGUUAAAAAAAAAUUAUUUGGCUUUUUGGGUUUGAUUCAGAAUUAUUUGCCAAACUAGGUAGCAGAAAUUUGAAACAUUUUAUUCUCAGGCACCCAAUCUGUUGAUGUUUGUGACUUUUUCCCCAUCCAUCAUUAAUAAAUUUACAUAUGCUAAGGCCAAAGUCCUAUGUUCUCGAAGCACAGUCGCAGGCUUGGGAGUGUAUAUAUGCUAGACAUGAAGGUUUCUUCUCAGCUGUUAUUUUAUUUCCAAGAACAUUUGUUUC